Messenger RNA from Hyaloscypha bicolor E, 1121 nucleotides. Its product is annotated as putative hydroxyisocaproate dehydrogenase. The transcript has 5 exons. Gene Ontology annotation, molecular function: glyoxylate reductase (NADPH) activity; hydroxypyruvate reductase [NAD(P)H] activity; NAD binding. The record is from RefSeq and is a predicted model, not a curated record. Lineage: Eukaryota; Fungi; Ascomycota; Leotiomycetes; Helotiales; Hyaloscyphaceae. Bases 1 to 1005 code for a protein of 334 amino acids. Gene Ontology annotation, cellular component: cytosol.
AUGGGGAAGCCUGCCGUGUUGCUGAUCGGUGCAAUUACACAUGUGAAGAAGGAGUGGGAGGAGUGUGGAGCUUUUGCUGAGCUGAAGACUUUUACCGGAGCCACAAGACAGGAAUUUUUGAAAGCUUGCGAAGAUGGAAGCUAUAGUGACGUUGUUGCGAUAUACAGAAGUAACGAGUCAACAUCACUGACAGGCCCCUUCGACGCCGAGCUUGUCUCCAGACUGCCCUCUUCAAUGAAAUAUAUCUGCCAUAAUGGCGCCGGCUACGAUAACAUUGACGUAUCAGCCUGUACAUCUCGAAACAUCCAAGUCGCCCACACUCCCCAAGCCGUCAACGCCGCCACAGCAGAUAUUGCAAUCUUCCUCAUGCUCGGCGCCCUCCGCCGCAUCCACGUCCCAUAUACCGCCGUCCGCUCUUCAAAUUGGCGUGGUGCCUCCCCUCAACUAGGGUACGACCCUCAGCAAAAAGUCCUCGGGAUCGUGGGCAUGGGUGGUAUUGGGCGAGAAGUUGCUGCACGAGCACGAGCAUUCGGGAUGAGCAUUCAAUAUUUCAACCGAUCCAAGUUAUCACCCGAGCUCGAGAAAGAUGCGAAAUAUGUUAGUUUCGAGGAAUUAUUGAAAAGCAGUGAUGUUAUUAGUUUGAACUGCUCGUUGACGAAAGAGACCGUGGGACUGGUUGGUAAGAAGGAGUUCGCGUUGAUGAAGCAGGGUGUUGUCAUUGUUAAUACGGCGAGAGGGAAAUUGAUUGAUGAACAAGCGCUUGUGGAUGCGUUGGAGGAGGGAAAGGUGUUUAGUGCUGGGUUGGAUGUGUAUGAAGAGGAGCCGAAGGUCAACGAAGGGUUGUUGAACAAUCCUAAUGUCGUGCUUUUGCCGCAUGUUGGGACGAGUACCUGGGAGACACAGAGAAAUAUGGAACUUUUGGUCUUGGAGAACUUGGAGAGUGCGGUGAAGAAAGGCUUGCUGGUUACACAGGUUCCGGAACAAAUAAGCAAGGUCAAAUUAUAAAUGGUGAGCUUGGGAAACGAAUUCAUUACAAGAAUAUUGCUGGUCUGCUGUGGAAGUUUGGAAUUAUAAUGGAUGGAUCGAUGCUUUGUUGCCUAGUCGACACUGUUGAUAUUGAG